This is a messenger RNA of Phytomonas sp. Hart1, 1156 nucleotides long. The record is from the annotation of a GenBank genome assembly. NCBI's taxonomy places the organism in Eukaryota, Euglenozoa, Kinetoplastea, Trypanosomatida, Trypanosomatidae.
CCACAUACUCAAUUUCUUUCUUUUUAAAAAAAAAAUAUAUCGAAGAUAGUACAAAAAUCAGAAAAAAAAUACAUUUAUACAUAAGACGUCAAAAUUACAAUGACCAGCUAUGAGGUACAACCGAUUGUGAAAGGGACAAGAAAGGAUUCAUCUCUUCGCAAGUACAACAAGGAAGCAGGAAAAGGCCCAUUUGGCCCGUUUCCGCCCGGGUACCAUCUUAAGAAACCCCCCACAAACUUACCCGAUGAGUCGUGUGCUGCACAGCCGCCUUCUAAAUCAUCAGCGGUGAAAUUCGUUUACCAGGGAGUGAAACGUGGCUUUGGUGGUGCAUGUACUUCUCUUCGUAAGGGGAGGCCGCACAACACCUCAGAUGAGGCCUUUUCCGUCAACGGGUCUGGCAAAAGUAAGCCUCCGAAGGCGGGCGCGUUCAGGCGGCGUCGCAUCCCACACACGGAAUUUCGUCGUUAUUACGAUCGUGGAGACCUCCCGGUGUCCAUUGCGCAUGGAAGCCGUCCUGCGGUGGAUUGGAAGGUGGAGGUGGAGAGAUUGGAUUACCAUCACUAUUUGCCUAUUUUUUUUGACGGCAUUCGCGAAACUGAAGAGCCCUACAUGUUUCUUGCACGCCAAGGUUGUAUGGACCUCCUCGAACGCGGUGGGCCUAAAAUUCUUCCUACUAUUCCACAGUUGAUUAUUCCCAUAAAGACUGCCCUGAAUACUCGACACCCCGACAUUAUUUCAGCUACAUUGCGUAUUAUCCAGCAGCUUGUGGUUAGUGGUGAUCUUAUUGGUGAGGCUCUUGUGCCAUACUAUCGCCAGAUUCUACCAAUGUUUAACUUGUUUAAGAACUUUCACAAAACACGUGUCAAUGGUGACGUCAUUGAUUUUGGACAGAGGAAGCGGGAUGACAUUGGUGAUCUUAUUAAUGAAACACUUCAGAUGCUUGAGAUACACGGAGGUGAGGAUGCAUACAUUAAUAUUAAGUAUAUGGUGCCAACCUAUGAAAGUUCCAUUUUCAAUAAUUAGAAAUAUCAAUGAUUCUGGUUCUUUCCUCUUGAUUGUAUAUGGUUCGCACAGCAACUCAUUAUUUAUGUACUCCAAAAAGUUGCGAUGUAACUAUGUAAUUUUAGAAAUUGAAGCUAUCACUUGUCCUUAGAAA